Molecule: messenger RNA, 408 nt
Organism: Penicillium waksmanii
Lineage: Eukaryota; Fungi; Ascomycota; Eurotiomycetes; Eurotiales; Aspergillaceae
Exons: 2
Coding region: 1-408 (135 amino acids)
Biological process (GO): autophagy of mitochondrion
Cellular component (GO): mitochondrial outer membrane
Source: RefSeq, a predicted model, not a curated record
AUGCAGUGCCAAUAUAACGCGCCCUUCUCGCAGAGCAAUGCCGACACACCUUGGGCGGUCAAGCAGGAGGAAUCUAUCCUGCAGAAACAGGGACGGACGACGGGUUUAACCCAGGCGCGUGGGGGAUUCUUGACGAAGGAGAAUAUGCGUCAGGUUAGUCUAGGUAGUGUGUUGGGACUUGUUGCUGGGGUGGGAUUGAGAGCGUUUUCGAAGGCUUUGGUUGUGAUUUUGGGUAUGGGGGUUGUUCUUGUUGAGUACGCUGCAUCCAAGGGCUACAAUAUUCUGCCUCUCGAUCGGUUGCAGAAGUAUGUGAAGAACGUUGACCUGCGCCAGGCCAUGUCCGAGCACCGUCCAUUCAAGAUGAGUUUCGGCGCAACGAUGGCGCUGGCGGCAUUUGCGCACUUCUGA